Molecule: messenger RNA, 876 nt
Organism: Suillus clintonianus
Lineage: Eukaryota; Fungi; Basidiomycota; Agaricomycetes; Boletales; Suillaceae
Exons: 3
Biological process (GO): DNA-templated transcription
Molecular function (GO): zinc ion binding; DNA binding
Source: RefSeq, a predicted model, not a curated record
CUCGUCAACGUCGCACGUGUGAUGGGGCUCGAUGUUGACCCAGAUCUUACGCCUGGUAAAUAUGGCCUGUAUGAAAGCGAGGCGCGUCGGCGGGCAUGGUGGGAUGUUUGGUGGUGGGAUGCAUAUACGUCCACUCUAUCUUCACGUGCUCCCCUCAUCCCUUUGCACGCGUUCAGCACUCGCCUACCACUUGACGUUGACGAGGAAGUAUUUACCUUUGCGUGUACGUCUGCACCUCUCCUAAGCCCGACGGGCAAAGAGGGCGUGGGAAGGUGGUUUGGGAUGAGAGUAAGACUCGCACAGCUCGUAAAAGACAUCAACUCUCGCACCUCCUUGUUAUCCUCCCUCGAACACCCCUCAGUCCUAUUAUCCAUCGAGCACGCUUCCCAAUGCGAAACUGAGAUCAAACAAUGGCUAUCAGACCUCCCGCCCGCAUUUCGGAUGGAGAGCGAGGGGAUAGGCGAGGAGUCUUGCAUGACGCCUCACCAUUCCAUGGCGCUGUCAUCCAACGCAAGUCAUGGUGGCACACCACCGACGCUCCUGGCUCAGCGUCUUGACAUAUUGAUGACGACACAUAGACUGGCUAUGGGGUUGUACCUCCCGUCUUUACGUCCCCAUUCGUCUUCGUCAUCUCAAUCUGACUCCCACUCUAACGCGAGACAUGAAGCUAGCCCGCAGACACAUCAAGCACGUGUAGGCGCGCUCACAGCGGCCCAUGGACUGCUCAGAGCUGCGAGAUAUUUUGUCGAGCUUGCCUGUGCGCGGCCUGAUUUGGUGCGGAGGAAGGAUGGGCUUGGGUUGAGUCUUUGUUGUGGUCUUGUCUGUGAUGUUCAGUCAGGUAUACGAUUUGCGUCCCGUUUCGCUUCAGUUUUCUGA